AAGUCCGAGCGCCGCAGUCAGACGAUGGUCAAAGUCAGUCCACACGGAGAGCUCGAGUCGAGUAGAGGCUAGUUCAGGUCAGUUGGCCGGAGAUCCAUCGAUCCGUCGAUCAACGGCUCACCUGUCAAACGUGUCACGCACGUAUCAUAGUUUCCUCGAGGGAUACGAUCCGUGAUUUAAUCGUAGAAAGGAAACGAAAAAAAAAAAAAGAAAAGAAAAAAAGUCGUCGUGACCCGAAGAGAUCGCUAGAUCGGGUCGUUUUUUUUCUUUUUUCGUCGGUUCGAGAGUCGUGAUCGUGUGACGGGUCAGUGAGAGGGAGAGAGAAAGAGAGAGAGAGCAGGGGAGGGAGAUCCCUCUGUUGAUGUUUCCGGAAGAUGAGAAUAUAGCAGAAGAAGAAGAAGAAGAAGGAUUCGAGUGUUUCGGUGAAAGGAAUAUAGAUUCGAAGAAGUGUUCAAUCCCGGUAUAUAAGAAUGACAGUACUAAGGAUGACCUCCCCGGUGACGCCUCCAUCGAGCAGUCCAGGUUCCAACGAGGCCCAGGCGCCACAAGCGACUUCGAAGCCGGUGCAUCGAUUGAGCUUCUCCGUCGCUGCCUUGCUGGCAGACACUAAAAAGUCGGACACCUCCAGACAGGAAACGUCCUCCGUGUCUCCGAGAUCAUCUCCCCUCGCGUCUUACUCCCCUGUCAGACACGAUCAACCGUCGAUCACGACGUCCAACUCCACUCCGCUGCAGAAACCGUAUCCAGGUGAAUACAGAUCGAGAUACCUGUCCGUGUCUCCCACUGCCCAAGACCACAGAUCGAGCCAGUACACCUGUGACACCCCCAGAACCGCCCUAGACGCGAGGACGUUGACCAGACUUGCCGAGAUCGAGGUUGACAGGGUGUGUCAAUCCCCCCGCUCGAGAAGCCUGGACUACGCGGUGCAAACGUCGACGGAGAGUGGGUCCACGUCAGAAGUGAUAGCCUGUUCCUCGUCCCCCAAAGUAUCCGCGCACAACAACCAUUUCGGUUCCCAGUCGCCGAGAAGCAGCUCGCACGAGGGCAGGUCCAGGUGUUCGGAGCCCGAGGACAUCGAGGAGGAGGACGAGAACAGUUUGGUCGACGUGGAGGAGUUGCAGCACCACCACCAUCAUCAUAGUCGUCGUCACGAUGAGCAGGGGAGCAGCCCGACGCCGGUGAGACCAACGCCGGCGUACAUCGGGGGAUUUUCCGGGUUGGGAGGGAUCUCUGGCAUUCCAACGGGGCUCCAUCCCGCCGUUUGGGGUGGAGGACAUCAGGGUGCAGCCGCGGCCGCGGCAGCCGCCGCCGCCGCCGCCGCCGCGGCCACGGCGAGCUUCUUCCCCUCGCAUUUCUCUCACCACGCGCCGCUGAACGAGAACGGGGAGCCGGCCAAGAUCAAGUGCAACCUGAGGAAACACAAGCCGAACCGGAAGCCGAGGACGCCUUUCACCACGCAACAAUUGCUCGCGCUCGAGAAGAAGUUCACGGAAAGGCAAUACCUCAGCGUUGCGGAGAGGGCCGAAUUCUCGUCCUCCCUUCACCUCACCGAGACCCAGGUGAAGAUCUGGUUUCAAAAUCGUCGCGCCAAGGCGAAGCGCAUGCAGGAAGCGGAGAUCGAGAAGUUGCGGAUGUCGGCGGUCAGGCAGCACCACACCACGCUUUACGGCUCUCAUCCGGGGCUUUUGACGCCUGCGAGCCUCUACCCGGUCGGAAUGCUGUCCCAUCCAGGCCUGACGCCGCAUCACCCGAUCUCCCAGCAUCCAUCCAGGGAAUGAGAGGGGCGCGGGGGGUGAAAGUUGGUGACGACGAGUCAGAAUCGGUAGCGAAUCGAUCCGCGACAUUGUCUUUUGCGGUUGCAAUCGCAUUUUGGAACACGGCCAGGCCUCGGAGAGAUGUUCCAAGAGGUAAGGGAGGAAGAGGGGUCGCGUGGAAUGCGUUUAUAGGAUAUCGAAGCGGACAACAAGUGGCUGAGCUCUAAAAUUAAUUUUGGAUGCGUCUCGGCCUUGUGGGAUGAAGAGGAACGAAAUGGGAGAGAAGUGGAAGGAAGAAGUUUUAGAGUAAAGGAUGAGGAAAGAAGGAGAAUGAAUGAGAUGAGAGGGAAAGGAAUAUAAGAAAAGGAAGUGGAGGAAAGAAGCACCAUGAGGCAUUUAUAAGUGCAUUAUCUAUCGAACUGAAUCGGUCUUGGAACGAUCAAACGUUUUUGCGAAAUUUCUUCCCAAACAAGAGCCUUGAAUGAAAAAUCCGAGGGAAUAGAAAUCGAAGAGAGAUACUACGAAGCGUAUUCAAGUGGAAUAUUUUCACGGAAAAGUCUAACCAAAGUAAUCCUGAGAAAGAAAAAACUCUGGACUCUCCUUUCAAUCGACGUUCGUCGAGUAUAAUACACGAAGAGAAAGAGAGAGAGAGAAAUAAGAAGAAGAAGAAAAUUUCGUUUCUCUGGGGGAGCCCGUAUCGUGAAUCUGUGCCAAUAACAGACGCGUUAUCGACGUGUCUUGUACAUAAAGUGUUGUAAAUAAUCGUCGUUCACGCGUUAAAAAUUCACGGUAGACCUGUAAAUACGAUGUUCGAUCUUUAAAACGAACGACGAGCUAUCCUCGUUCGGAUCGGUGGAUCGUGUUCACCGACCCUCUGUUUUUUCCAAUUUUGUAUAAAUGUAAAACCGAGAGAGUAGCAGAGUUUAUUUAAUAAACCACAGUAUAGAAGCAA
Apis cerana (Asiatic honeybee) is the source of this 2706-nucleotide messenger RNA. Its product is annotated as muscle segmentation homeobox protein Drop. Gene Ontology annotation, biological process: embryonic morphogenesis; regulation of transcription by RNA polymerase II. NCBI's taxonomy places the organism in Eukaryota, Metazoa, Arthropoda, Insecta, Hymenoptera, Apidae. Gene Ontology annotation, cellular component: nucleus. The record is from RefSeq and is a predicted model, not a curated record. Gene Ontology annotation, molecular function: DNA-binding transcription factor activity, RNA polymerase II-specific; RNA polymerase II transcription regulatory region sequence-specific DNA binding.